Molecule: messenger RNA, 3263 nt
Organism: Brassica rapa (field mustard)
Lineage: Eukaryota; Viridiplantae; Streptophyta; Magnoliopsida; Brassicales; Brassicaceae
Product: F-box protein At2g40910-like
Molecular function (GO): protein binding
Source: RefSeq, a predicted model, not a curated record
UUAUAAUUGAGUAUUGUAAAGAUGAGAGCUUUUGUUCCCAUUUUGCGCUUUCUUAACCUAAAACCAACCAUGAUUCUGUUUCGGCGUGCGUUGUUUAUGAUAUAGUGUAUCUUAUGACUUAUGAGUGAAGGGCAUAACCUAGUGGUGGUAACUAUAACCUCAACGGUUUUUAACGAUUAUAUCAUCAAUGUUCAACCGUAAUCAGGCAAAAAAAUCAUUCGUUGUAUUUUUGGUAUGCUUUCUUGAGUCGAAUGUAAUGGCAGAUUGGUGAACAUAUUUUUCUGUAACUUAACAUAUAUUGAUUCGGCUUUAAAAAAUAUCUUGAUUCGACUUGACAUAUAUACUAGGGGUUCCUUGUAAAACUAUGACCAGUGAAGAUAUAUUAUCCUUUUAAAACUCUGAACUUUUAAUAUAUAUUAGAUUUUGACCUGCGGUUGAAAGUGCAUAUUUUUUUUUGUUAUAAUAAAUUUUGAUAUAAAUUAGUAUUUUGUGAUUGUUUUACAUUAUUAUGUUACAAAGUUAAAUUAUGUAAAAGAAAUAAUUUUUAAAAAAAUAUAUAAUUCAUGAAUUACUUUAUUUGGAAUUCUGUAUAAAUCUUAUGUAAUUUUUUCUUACGCAUGGGUAUUUUAUAUAGACCCUGAAAAACCAAACCAAAAUUAACUCGAAAAUACUGGUUCAUGUCGGAUCCAGAGAAAAAUACGUAUUUUUUCGGAAAUACGGGUUUCUGUUCGUGUCUGAGACCUAUCCAAAAUCCGAUUGGGAGCCAAUGUACCCAAAACGUCUCCGAUGUCGAUUUUAUGCAGUUUUAUUAAUCAAAUAAUUCAAAGAAGUUUUGAAUUUUGGUUAUAAGGCGUGGCCCACAUUAAAAUAAGUUUUGAUGUGAUAUUUUUCCUUUUGUCAACACAAGUUUUACAAAAAAAAAUUGUAUUUUAGACAAUAAAAUAGUACUUUUACACAUUAGGUCUUUUCUGACGGACAGCGCCGGUGCAGAACUAUGAACUUAAGGGUCAAAGAGAUGAACAGAGGAGCAAGGAAUCUGAAACAACCAGCUUCCGAGCAGGAUUUCACGCAAUGUCAGAGUAUUUCCCAGAUAAGGGAUGCAAAAGCAGACAACAACUCAUCACCAUUGUUUAAACGGAAGAAAAGAAGAGCUAAUCGCGCGUAUAACCUGUUGGUCAUGCGCUGUUAUUUGGGUCUACCUCUCAGAACAAAAAGAAGAAGAAGAAGAAGAUAUAUGUCCGAGAUUCCUCUCGAUCUCUUGGUCGAAAUUCUCAUCAGACUGCCGGGAAAGUACUUGGCAAGGUCCAAGUGCGUCUCAAAGCAGUGGUCAUCCCUCAUCUCUUCUCGGUAUUUUUGCGAACGUUUACUUACGAUCACACAACGGAAACAGCAACCACAUCUAUACAUGUGUUUGGUGGAUAGAGACGGGCAACGUGAACUUCUGUCCAUGUCAUCAACGUCUCCAGACAACACUUGUUUCGUGGUGGACCGAGAUUUGAGCAUCCCAGGGAUGGGAGGCUACUUCUUGAACGGCCUCCACGGCUUGAUGUGUUUCUCAAUGGGGGAAAAAGUUUGUAUAUACAACCCCAGCACCGGACAGCGUUUGACCUUACCCGAGAUAAAGCCCGACAUCAUAGCCGAACCAGGUCAAAUUAGGUGUGUUCAGCAGAACCAUAUCGGAUACGACCCUGUUGAUAAUCAGCACAAACUAUUAUCCACAAUUGUUAUACAUUCGGACAAGUUGGUUAAUCUGCAGACAGAGCACUGGGUGUUCGUGCUAGAACCAGGAGCUUCUUGGAAAAAAGUUGUUCCCCCUGAGAAUUAUCGUCAUCAUGUUCCUUUCAUACCAGGCAUAUCUAUCAGUGGAUCAGUAGUAUAUUAUUUGGCUUGGCUUGAUAUGGACACUCAUGCAAUUGUGAGUUUUGACGUUAGGUCUGAAGAGUUUACUACCAUCAUAGCACCUUUGGUGGAUGUUAGAUAUCUUAUUCCUGCAUUUGAGAUGAGGGCAGAACUUAUAGAAUAUGGUGGAAAAAUAACUAUUUUCGAAUAUAGCUACUUAAAAACUGAGGGUACGACGGUAUUAUGGGUAUUGGAAGAUGCUGAGAAAAAGGAAUGGUCGACGAGGAACCUAGUUUUGCAGCCUUGUCAGAUGCAUUUAGUCCAAGAUAUUGAAUUGAUUGUAAAGGGCACAACUCAAGACAACAAAGUUAUCUUAGCACCUAUGGAUGUGCAUUCAUCUGGAUUCUACAUUUUGCGUUAUGAUUUGCAAAGCAAUGACUUGAGUAAGGUUGAAAUCAAAGGAAUACCACACCUAUGGUUUGACAAAGAGUGCUACUUUGACUUGAGGUUGGUGAAUGAGAGUAGUGUCAUCUACUUGGAAACUUGACCACUAGCUUUUUAAUAUGAAUGAGAGUGAGAGCACCCAUGGGUCUGGUCGAUCAUUCACCCAGGCCAAUGUCAAAAACCAAGUUCAGGUGGACGGUGUGAUCAUCCUUGGUGCGGAACUCCCAUUCUUGUGACCACUCCCGUUGGCGAGACAGUAGCUGAUAUGGUAAACGAGGGUCGUUUUGGUCCAGAAGAUGCUAUAAGAUGUUGCCAUGAUUGCUUAUCUGCACUUUCUGGCUCCUCUUCAGCUGGAAUUCGCUUAUCUGCACUUUGCAAUGAAUCUUCACUUCUCCUCUACUUUGUGCUGCCUCAGAUGCAGAGAGCUUGAUCAACAUGCUUUAUUUCUGUUUUGGAGACUUGCCUGAUUUGGAUUCAGUUGAAGGAGCUCUUCAGUGGAGAAAGACCUCUUGGUCCAAAACAUUGAUUCAAAGCGUUUUCUGACUACGUUGACAGUCUAUGUGGGACACCAUAUCCGUUAGAUUAUGGGAUAUGGCUGAGAAGAUUGAAGAGGAAUAUUUCAGAUGAUCAUGGUAAAGAAAUGGAAACUUCAGGCUAAGCACUAGUUGUUCAUCUAUGUAGUAAUGGAGGUCCUUAUAUAAAACAUUCGAUUCCUUUCAACAUUCUUUCAGGUGCUCUCUGCUUUAACCUGUCCGAGACUGGAAAGCUUUACGAUGAGACGUAACCUCCGGUUUUGCCAAGUCUGAACUGUUAUGUUCUUAUACAGGAUCUUUGGCAUGGAUUAGAUUCUGUGUGUUUCAUUCACUGUAUUAUUUUAUUGUAAUGAGUAUUAUAAAGGUGAGAGAGCCUGUUCCCAUUUUGACUUGUGUUAGAGUUUACGAGUUUUCAUUCUGUGUUCAAUCCGACAUUGAUUCUUUUUA